Stylonychia lemnae is the source of this 372-nucleotide messenger RNA. The record is from the annotation of a GenBank genome assembly. NCBI's taxonomy places the organism in Eukaryota, Ciliophora, Spirotrichea, Sporadotrichida, Oxytrichidae.
AUGACAGGAUCAAAUCACUCGAGGCCAAGGGGUUAGGUAGAAAUAGAGUUAUGGCGAAAAAGGUGGAUCAGCCAGGGUAUGGCUUCAGAGUCGUAAAAUUUGGCUCCCAAUUUUAUGAAUUAAAUUGGCUGGGAUUUGAAAUUUCCUAAGGAAAAGUCUCUAGGGAAAAAAGUCGUUAUUCUAAGUCCUUUGCCUUAAGCAACCAAAAUCUUCAAACCUACUACUAUGAAGAGUUCUGAUGGUUCCAACCAUGCCCAAUCAAUUGAAGUGUCUAAACGGUGGGCAAGUAAAAACGUGAAGAUGAUGAAGAUGGCAAAUAUGGCUGCCAUUAACGAUGUAAUGUGUGAAAAGUUGAGAAAGUCGCAAAGUUGA